Messenger RNA from Callorhinus ursinus (northern fur seal), 2768 nucleotides. It is a transcript of the gene MEF2D, whose product is annotated as myocyte enhancer factor 2D. NCBI's taxonomy places the organism in Eukaryota, Metazoa, Chordata, Mammalia, Carnivora, Otariidae. The record is from RefSeq and is a predicted model, not a curated record. Gene Ontology annotation, molecular function: histone deacetylase binding; RNA polymerase II cis-regulatory region sequence-specific DNA binding; DNA-binding transcription factor activity, RNA polymerase II-specific. Gene Ontology annotation, biological process: cell differentiation; heart development; positive regulation of transcription by RNA polymerase II.
GAGCUGUGCCUACGUCGGCCUCGACUCCCGGGGGCUGGAGGAGUUACCUUUGGAGCCCGAAAGGAGGAAGGAAGCAAAAUAUCAACAACGCCGAGGCGUCUCGGGCGCUCGGCCCCGGUCCCCCCUGCCCGCCGCGCGCCUGCCCGCCCCCGCGCCCACGGCGGGGGCCCAGGCCCCCCGGCGCCGCCCAGGGCCCGCGCGGACGCCGGCCUCAUUUGUUAUUCCCCCCCGUCCGGAGCUGCGGCUGCCCGGUGUUGAAGAUCCCCCGGACCGGGGGCGAGGGCCACCCCUCCCAGCCGUGACACCCCCUUCCCCCAGCGGGGCCGGACGCUGUGCAGAAGGUGUCCUGCAGACCAUGAACUGAGCCCUGGUUCCAGGCUGUUCAUGAGCACAGUGUGAGGCGUGCCGAGACCUGCUACCCAGCAAUCCCCUCCCCUCCCUAGCACUGAGGAUCCCCAGAGAAGAUGGGGAGGAAAAAGAUUCAGAUCCAGCGAAUCACUGAUGAGCGGAACCGACAGGUGACAUUCACCAAGCGCAAGUUCGGACUGAUGAAGAAGGCGUACGAGCUGAGCGUGCUCUGUGACUGUGAGAUCGCGCUCAUCAUCUUCAACCACUCCAACAAGCUGUUCCAGUAUGCCAGCACCGACAUGGACAAGGUGCUGCUCAAGUACACGGAGUACAACGAGCCGCAUGAGAGCCGCACCAACGCCGACAUCAUCGAGACCCUGAGGAAGAAGGGCUUCAACGGCUGUGACAGCCCGGAGCCCGACGGGGAGGACUCGCUGGAGCAGAGCCCCCUGCUGGAGGACAAGUACCGGCGCGCCAGCGAGGAGCUGGACGGGCUCUUCCGGCGCUACGGGUCAGCGGUGCCGGCCCCCAACUUUGCCAUGCCCGUCACGGUGCCCGUGUCCAGUCAGAGCUCACUGCAGUUCAGCAAUCCCAGCGGCUCUCUGGUCACCCCUUCCCUGGUGACAUCAUCCCUCACGGACCCGCGGCUCCUGUCCCCCCAGCAGCCAGCACUGCAGAGGAACAGCGUGUCUCCGGGCCUGCCCCAGCGGCCGGCCAGCGCAGGGGCCAUGCUGGGGGGAGACCUCAACAGUGCUAAUGGAGCCUGCCCCAGCCCUGUCGGAAAUGGCUACGUCAGUGCCCGGGCUUCCCCUGGUCUCCUCCCUGUGACCAACGGCAACAGUCUCAACAAGGGCAUCCCUGCCAAGUCUCCGCCCCCGCCCACCCACAGCGCCCAGCUUGGAGCCCCCAGCCGCAAGCCCGACCUGAGGGUCAUCACUUCCCAGGGAGGAAAGGGGUUGAUGCAUCACUUGAACAAUGCCCAGCGCCUUGGGGCCUCCCAGUCUACCCACUCACUCACCACGCCAGUGGUUUCCGUGGCAACACCGAGUUUACUCAGCCAGGGCCUCCCCUUCUCCUCCAUGCCCACUGCCUACAACACAGAUUACCAGCUGAGCAGUGCCGAGCUCUCCUCCCUCCCAACCUUCAGCUCGCCCGGGGGGCUGUCGCUAGGCAGUGUCACCGCCUGGCCUCAGCCCGCGCAGCCGCCCCAGCCCCAGCCGCCCCAGCCGCCCCAGCCGCCCCAGCCGCCGCCCCAGCCGCCCCAGCCGCCCCAGCAGCCGCCCCAGCCGCAGCCCCAUCUGGUCCCCGUGUCUCUCAGCAGCCUGAUCCCGGGCAGCCCUCUGCCCCACGUGGGGGCCGCCCUCACAGUCACCACCCACCCCCACAUCAGCAUCAAGUCGGAGCCGGUGUCCCCUAGCCGCGAGCGCAGCCCCGCGCCGCCCCCUCCAGCUGUGUUCCCGGCGGCCGCCCGCCCGGAGCCUGGCGACGGCCUCAGCAGCCCGGCCAGCAGCUCCUACGAGACCGGGGACCGGGACGACGGACGGGGGGACUUCGGGCCCACGCUGGGCCUGCUGCGCCCAGCCCAGGAGCCCGAGGCUGAGGGCCCCGCUGUGAAGAGGAUGCGGCUCGACACCUGGACAUUAAAGUGACGAUUCCCAGCCCCCUCCUCAGCCUCCCUGACGAAGAGUUGACAAUCUCACCGCCCACCCCUCCCGGCCCUGGGCUCCUCCCGCUCGACCCCCACUUCCUUUUGUGCUCCGUGUCCUGUUGACGGUUACAUUUGUGUAUAAUUAUUAUAUUAUUAUUAUUAUUAUUAUUAUAUUUUUUUUAAUUUGGAUUCUCGCUUUGGAGAGGAGGAUGCUCCUGUCCCCUCUUUCUGCACCGCCCCCCGCCAUUUUACUGGCGGGGGGGGGCUGUUUUUUGCGGGAAGGGGGGACACUUUGCACGUUGUACACAUAUGCUGCAGGAGGGGGUGGGGAGCCCGAUAGGCCUUUGGGACAGGACAGGUGCCGAGCCCUGCAUGCGGAGCCCUCCCACCCCAUCCCCCAGAUAGAGGGAGAUAACCAAAAAACCUACCAAACUACAAAAUCCCUUAUAAUAGACUGAAACCCCAAAGUCGGCCUGAUGGGUGGGUUUGUGUUUCAGGGGGCAAGAGAGCCCAGGUUCUGAAAAGAGUUUCUGUGUCUGGGCUAUUCCCGUGGCCACAGGCACAUGGGGUGAAAUGCCCAAGCCUGGCCCCCCAGUGCCCCUGCACACACACGACACUCUCACGGAUUCAUGUGUGAGCUGCACCCCCAAGGUGUGGGGGUGCCGGCCGAGCCUCUGGGCUGGGAAGGCUGCCUGGGAUUCGGAGGCUGGGGGCAGGGUUUGAGGUGGGGGCCCCUCGGAAGCACAUUUGGAAAGACGGAGAGCCAUGAGGA